This is a messenger RNA of Fraxinus pennsylvanica, 531 nucleotides long. Lineage: Eukaryota; Viridiplantae; Streptophyta; Magnoliopsida; Lamiales; Oleaceae. The record is from the annotation of a GenBank genome assembly.
AUGGUUGGAUCGUCGAGUUCAUGGUCAGCCGCUUUGGUUCAUAUCUCUCCGUACACCUUCGCCGCCAUCGGAAUCGCCAUAUCCAUCGGCGUUUCCGUCCUCGGUGCCGCUUGGGGAAUAUAUAUAACAGGGAGUAGUUUAAUCGGUGCUGCAGUUAAAGCCCCUCGCAUUACUUCCAAAAAUCUCAUCAGUGUGAUUUUCUGUGAGGCGGUAGCCAUAUAUGGAGUUAUCGUGGCUAUCAUUCUUCAAACAAAGCUGGAGAGUGUGCCUUCAUCAAAGAUUUAUGAUCCAGAGUCCCUUAGAGCAGGCUAUGCCAUCUUUGCAUCUGGAAUAAUUGUCGGAUUUGCAAAUCUUGUUUGUGGACUGUGUGUGGGAAUAAUUGGAAGCAGCUGCGCUUUAUCUGAUGCACAAAACUCUUCACUCUUUGUCAAGAUCCUUGUUAUUGAGAUUUUCGGUAGUGCUCUUGGACUGUUCGGCGUGAUUGUAGGCAUUAUCAUGUCAGCUCAAGCAACAUGGCCGUCUAAGGGAUGA